CGCUAGAGAAAGGAUGUAGCGCGAUCCUGCGCGUCAGCCCCCGCCGCAGACAGAGGCGUUGUGGGAUGUGGUGCCAGGGGGCACCCCCUUGGGAAUGGGACCGAAGAGAGCUGACGGCGGCCAAGGAGGGGCUGGAUCUGGAGAGGGAAGGGAAGGAGGACUGCGCACCGGGAGCCCGCGCGGCGGCCCGGGCCUGGUGCCCGGGCAAAGGAAGAGGGCUCGCGGACACGCGUUCGACGCGGGGCCGGAGAGGAUCUCCGGGGCACCUCUGGCUCUCUGGCCGGCUUGCUUCCCCGCAGUCGCUCCCUCGGUCCUUCGCUGGCGCGCGCAUCCCCUCCCACCCCAAGGAGGAGUUUUGGGUGGCGUGGGCCCCGUCCUCUUGGCUCGUGGGAACGGUGCGCCCAAGAGAGUCAGUCUCGUGGACUCAAACCCGACGAGCCCAGCGCCGAUGAGUGCCAGGGCGCCCAAGGAGCUGAGGCUGGCUCUGCCGCCGUGUCUCCUCAACCGGACCUUUGCUUCCCCCACCGCCGGCGGCAGCGGCAACGUGAGCGCCCGUGGCCCGGGCGCAGGCGGCGGCGGCGGCGGCGGCACCUGCAUCACGCAGGUGGGACAGCAGCUCUUCCAGUCCUUCUCCUCCACGCUGGUGCUGAUCGUCCUGGUCACCCUCAUUUUCUGCCUCAUCGUGCUGUCCCUCUCCACCUUCCACAUCCACAAGCGUAGGAUGAAGAAGCGGAAGAUGCAGCGGGCUCAGGAGGAGUACGAGCGGGAUCACUGCAGCGGCAACCGGGGCGGCGGGGCGCUGCCCCCAGCCGGCGGCCAGGCUCCAGCCCACGCGAAAGAGACCCGUCUGGAGAGGCAGCCCCGGGACUUGGCCCUCCGGGCCCCGUCCGGCGCCGGCGCCUCCUCUCCGCCCCCUGGCCUCCUGUGCCAGGGCCCCUGUGCUCCUCCACCUCCUCCACCUGCCCCCGGUCCACGAGGAGCACGCGCAGCCUCCUCCUGUUUGGACCAAGCUGGCGAGGGCCUCUUGCAGACGGUGGUACUGUCCUGAUCGUCUCAGCCCUCCCUCGUUUCGAGCGUCUUUGCCAUCCUCGCCUGUCCGCCCUCCGGCCUUCCUUUUCCCCUUUCCUCUGGCCUCUUUCCUCUUCAUUCUUUCCUUAUCCGCCCUCCCCUUACUGUUUCUCCUCCGCCGAGGCACUGUGCGGUAUUUGUAAAUAUUGGGCAAGGAAAGUCUCGGAAGAAGAAAUAACGCUGAUAAUACUUUAUUCUUCAUAUUUAUAGUAAUUAUUAUAAUACUAAUAACACAAUUCAAGCGCAUGACAAAUCACAUAAUGUCUCGUCAAUGAAGGACGCGUCUUCUCUCUCCACCCUGCACCCCCCACAAUCAGGAGGAGAAACCGCACAAGCUACCAAAUACUCAAAGGCACUGACCCCCGGGGACCUGGAGGGAGGGGGCCCGGCGUGUUGUACAUAGCCGCCAAGUCGAGGUCCAGGGACCCACCUGCGUCUCCGCCCCGAGCUGUCACCUUUCCUUCAGCUCUCCCUUCCGUCCUCCUUCCCACGCUCGGCCGGGCUCAGGCAGUAGCACAGGAUACAGAAAACGUCUGCAUUAGCACCAAGACUGUAAGAGACCUUCGAGAUGGUCCCGGGAAAGCGUGUAGGCAGGUACCGCUCUCCAGUCAGCCCUCUCCUCACCUCUUAGUCAUUCCCUUUUCUAGGACCAGGUAUUUUAAUUUACUUUUAGAAAUUUCCCUCGCUGGCCGAGCAUAAGUACAUUGAAAAUCUUUAAAUAAAUUUAAAAAACUAAUCUGCUUUAGCUCCCUGCCCCGCCCCCUCCUGUACACCUUUGAUUCCGGGCAUUUUCAGGAUUCACAGGGACCCGGGAGAUAUCCAGCCAGGUCUGGUGCUGAAAUUGCCUCACCGAACUGGCUCUUUUGGUUGUGCAGGCAGAGGAGGGGCUAUUUUGGAAAGUGACUAUUCUAGCUUUUUGUUGCUUUCUUUCUUCUUUUUCUACAAUCAGGUUUGCGUGUACUGUUGGUUUUCUUAUUAUUAAACAUUGCAUAAGUUACCUUUUUUUUUGUAAAAAAAAAAAAAAGUAUUAGGUAAUGUGCAGUCCUGAAAUGCAGUAUCUAACCAACCAGAAUGUUUCUGUUUAAUUUUUAGAACAAGUGCACCUUUGUUAUAUAUUAUAUUGGUACCAAAUACAGAAGCAAACAAUAGUUCUGUACUCGUCUUCUAAACUGUAUAUUCUUGUUCUUAAUUUUCAGCUGUUGAUAUAAUGGUUACCACUGGAUGAGGAGUUCAGUGGUGCAGGCCUGGCUUUUUCUGUUUCUAGAAGUGUUCUUUUGUACCUUACUCUGUAGUAGACUGUUAUAAAAAGAUGACACAUAUGUUUUCUUUUUUCUUUUGUGAAUAAUGAAACAACCACAACAAAAAACAGACAAAUAAUGGAUGUGCCGGAAUGCCAUCUAUUAAAACAUGGUUAAUAUUUAAACAGUGCCUGUAGUCCUCCCUGCAUGCAGUUACCACCUGGAGGCAGUGAUGUGUGUGCUUGCUUGUAGUGUAUGUGUUUGGGGGUGAGACUGGUGGGGACGCUGGGCAAUUUGGAUGACAGGACAUGCGAAUUUCAAGAGAAGUGAAACCCAGUAAUUACUUGUAUAAAAAAUGUUUAGUAGAAAUCCAUGCCUGCACCUGAGAUUCAGCAAAGGAAGGGCUCUUUCUCUUUCUCAGUCUGGCUUACCUAACUUUAGUGAAUACAUGAAGAAAGACUGAGAAAAAAAAGUGAGAGAAGAAGGUCAAUAUUUUUGUUCUCUCUCCUAAUGUGAGACAAGGCCAUCUAUGUUAGAAAUGGAAUUCACCACUUUGUUUCCCUUGGAUUGAUGAUAGAAGGGGCCAGAAACAUAUUACAAUCUUAAUAUAGAUGCAGUGGCAGCCUUUCUUGGCAACCAAUUAUUUGACAGUUAUUCAAACAUUUGAAAAAUGUAUGUAUGAGAAUGUCCUACAAAAAGCUCAGCUGAAAGAGUCCUUGCUAACCUGCAGGGCGUAAGGCAAAACAGUGCCCUGAACUAAGUGCAUUCCUCUCCCAAGGAACUAGUAAUUCUAAAUUCUCUGUCUUAGCUCCGGGCAUACAUGCUCUUAUCCAGAGAAAACAUUACCUCUGAGGUUUUAGGUCAUCUCUUAGAUUGUCCAAGCUCGAUCUAUUCAUUUAUAAAAAUAAUCCAAUAAGCUUCAUUUUAAUCACCCAUUAGAUUUUCACUCAAGUCCUUUACUGAAGCACAGAGGAUCAUCAUUUAAACAUGCCAUGUUGUAAUAUUAGGAAGACCAGGUAUAAUCUUUGGGUACAAUAUUAAACAAUGAACCAGAUUCUCUCCAGUGCCUUAGUCACUUCUAGUAAUAGGUAAAAGAGUGCAUUAACUCCCUCACGCCACUAGGGAAUCCUUUAGUGCAUCAGAGCUCUGCAUUGUACAUCAGAAUGACUAAGGCACUGUGAAGAAGAAAGACCAUUAAGUUUUGUAGCUCACCCUCAUCCAGCUGUAGCUCUUUAAUACCUUAUUACAGAAUGACUUUUGAACUUGAAAUCUGAAUAGAAUCAGGGACUCAGAAGGGCGCCUUCUCAUUUCCAAUGAGCUCCAGUAAGUGCGUGGAUAUUACUUUCUCUCCUUAUUUGGUGCACUUUUUACAGUGAAUAAUUUCCCAUUUUACUAAGGCAAUAAGAUGUUCUGUUGUCAGCAGUGCUGGAUGAUGAUUCCAUUUCCUUGGUGCUGAAGUUACUCAUAGAUUCUUGCCUUAUGAAUCACAGUGCAUUUAAGGCAUGCAAUAAUAACCCCCAUUCAAGGAGCAACCUGUACACUCUAGGAGUAAUUAUGAAAUUGUCCUAUAUAAUUUUUCUCCCAAAGAAUAGAGAAGACAGGAGAAAAAAAGAAUUAUGUAUAUUGUUUUUAAAAAUGAUCAUGAUACCUCUAAACAUGGGCCCACAUCCGUAAAAUGUUUUUAUUGUGCACCUUUAAAUAUAUAAGCCUUUCUUCAUUAAUUGACUAUGGUUUGCUAUUUUUAUAGUCCUCUGUGUAAAGAUGAUGCAGUUUGUGAGUCAAGUCUCAUGCUGCGUUUAAUAUACUUGGAACUCUAAGUUUCUGGUUGUGUCACUUGAAAGCUUUUAUGAGAUAGAAAAGUACAUGAAAUUCUAGUAAUAUCAAUCCUCACACCAAAUUACUGCAAUAAGCACAUACCCAAGCAAUUCACACAACCCUGUAAAGCAUUAUUUCUUAUAGAGCUCAACUGACAGUCUCAGGAGUUUGGGAUGCAGCCAAUGAGGCAUUUUGGAUUUCAUUUAUAUGAAAAAAGGCAAUCUGGAAAAAACUAAAUUUAUUUUAAGGAUUUUAUUCACUGAUGUCCCGUCAAACUAAUUGCUUCAAAUCCCUAUAGUUACAGUUCCAACUUCUGCACUUGCUAUUCAGUAUUAAUAAGGUGGCAUGCUUGAUUCUUACUGUUUUUUAAAAACUGGGCAGAGAAUACCAUUUUGUCAAUUGUAUGGGACUCUGAAUGUUAAAGAUAUAGAUGGAUAUAAUCUUCCUUAGAAUUUAUAUACACCCAUAGAUAUGUAUUUAUAUACACAUACAUUUUGUACAAAUUUACACUGGACUUUUUGUAUUCUCUUUUCUGUCAUUACAAGAAUGAGAUGGAAACCAAAUAGCUGUUCCAUCCUCUUCUGCAGAGGAUACUGAGAAGUCAGGUAUAUGCAUGCACUUAUUCUUUGGGAUUAAAUCUGAAUGACUGUCUCUGUAUUUAAUGAAAGGGAGAGUCCUAGUUGGCUUGGGGAAUUGGUAAUUAGGUAAGCUUUCUUUCCUAGCUAAUGACUGAAAUGUAAAUGUAGCAAUGGUAAUGAACUUAUGACCAUGUCUAUGUGGUCUAAAUAUCUGAUGGAAAGCAAAAAUAUCUAGAAGUUUAAGGCUAUCUAGACCACAAAACUGGAUUAUGCUUGAUUUUUUUUAUUUUCAAUUUACAUGUUGUGUGAAGAUAGACCUUAUAUCUGCAUAGCUAAAGGUAAAAUGAAAAUAUGACUAAAAUAUCUGUUUAGUUUGAUUAGUUAUUUUUUAAUAUAGAUAAAUUAGCUUUAAAAACUUUGGUAACUGAUUUUUGCACCAUUUUCUAUAUUAAUUGAACUAAUUAAACAAUGGUUAAAAUUCCAUUUUUUUUGCCAUUGUGCAAACAUAUGAUUUAAAUACUUCUCUUUGGGUGACAGGUGAGCAAUUGCUAGCUGAUAUUAUGUGGAAGCUAUAGGUUAAAUUAGAGCCAGAAACUUUAAUCUAAUCUGAUCAGGCUUCUUAGGUCCAUUUCCAUGUGAAUUUUGGACUUUGAAUAUGAUUCUGAAAAACCACUUUUCUGGGCUAUCCUUUUUUGCAACUAGUGGUUGUGGUUCAUAGAUGUUUUAGUUCACAUUAGAAUGAGUUAACCUAUCUACAGAGGGAUAUUUAAUCAUUGGAUGAGACAUAAAUGUGAUUCUGAUUUGGUUUUUUAUUUAUUUGAUAGCAUUUGAUAAACAGCUUGAUGACUUGACACCAAUACUUAUUAAUGUCUCCAAUCUAAUAAUACAACUGGUAUCAUGUAGGAAUGCUUAGCUAAGAAUAAAAAUUUAAUUAACUUUAAUUAGGAACAAUGUCUUACCAAGGUGGUCCUACCUGUUUGAGGCAUGGACACUUAUGAUUUCAUUGGGUUGUUUCUACAGAGAGCAACAAUAGUGAUGACAAGCAUAGUAACAGAAAAACUGAUUUUUUGAACUUAAGUAUAUCAGACA
Molecule: messenger RNA, 5788 nt
Organism: Manis pentadactyla (Chinese pangolin)
Lineage: Eukaryota; Metazoa; Chordata; Mammalia; Pholidota; Manidae
Gene: C13H11orf87
Product: chromosome 13 C11orf87 homolog
Exons: 2
Coding region: 95-1048 (317 amino acids)
Source: RefSeq, a predicted model, not a curated record